GUUUUCCUCCCAUGUCUCAUUCUCUCUCUACCUACCGAUCUCUCCUUCUCUCACUCAUUCACACCGUCCUUGGGUCUUCAAUGGCGUAGCAGUAGCUUCGACUGAGACCAACUCAACAGUAGCUAGAUUCUCUCCUUCUACUCUCACACUCACACUCAGGUGCCUUCUUCUUCUUCUUCUUCUUUUCCUCUGACUCUUAGCUCUUCUCUGUCUCUCUAUUCUGUACUUUUCCACUAAGGUGACGAGAAUGAUUAAUAAUCUAGAUGAUCUUCCAACCCUGGCCUCUAUCUCUAUGACUCCUCAAAAGAAAUAUGAUGUUUUCAUAAGUUUUAGAGGAGUAGACACUCGUUCUAAUUUCACUAGUCAUCUCUACAAUGCACUCAAGAAUAGUGGAAUUGAAACUUACAUUGAUGAUAGACUUGUUAGAGGAGACGAGAUCUCCAGUGCUCUCAUGGAUGCCAUCGACCAAUCAAAGUUCUGUGCAGUUGUCUUCUCUCAAAAUUAUGCAUAUUCGAGCUGGUGCUUGGAUGAGCUAGUAUGCGUGGAGAAGAAGAAUCUGAUUCUUCUACCUAUUUUUUAUCACGUGGAUCCAUCAGAUGUGCGAAAUCAAAAGAAAAUUUAUGAAGAUGCAUUUAAGAAAAAUACAGAUCGUUUUCCUGAAGAUAAGAUAAAAGAAUGGAGGGUUGCUCUAACUACAGCAGCUAAUCAUUCUGGGUGGGAUGCAUCCAACUUCAGGAACGAUGCUGAGUUAGUUGAUGAUAUUGUUAAUUUUAUACGAGAACAAAUAGAUGAGGCCAUUUUCAACAAGUUGUUGUCUAAUCCACCUGAACUGCAUACGAGAACCAUGGCUGUAGAAUUGUUGGUUGCUCCUGUUGUCUCUAUUUCAGUUGAUUUUUUGCUAAAGAAGAUAAGUUCUUCUCGUGUAGCGAGCUUCUUAAGGGAAAAGACUAACUCUGGUUUCGAUAGGCUUCUUGACAAACUAGAGACUACACUCCUCUCUCUUGCUCAGGUGUUUGGAGAUGCGGAGCAGAAGCAGAUCAAAAACCCUAGAGUUGAGAAGUGGUUGGACAAGCUUCAAGAUGCUGUGGAUGAUGCAGUUGAUCUCUUUGAGGAAAUUGAGUAUGAUGCCCUCAAAGUCAAGGUGGAAGUAGAGUCAGAACCUAACAAAUCCAAGGUAAGUAAAUUCUUCUCCAAUUUCAACUGGACUAUUCAGAAAACAAAGAUAGUUAUGGAGAAGAUUCUAGAGCGGUUGGAUACUUUUGAAAAACAAAGGUACAAACUUGAUCUGCGAGCAGAUGUCGAGAAGAUCCAAUCACAGAAACCAUCUUCAAUAUCUUCCAUAGAUGAUUCUGAGUUUUUCGGUAGAGAUGAUGAUAAGAAAUUUUUGAAAGAGAUGAUGUUGUCAGAUGAGGUGGUUAGUGAAAAAAUAUGCGUGAUUCCAAUUGUGGGCUUGGGUGGGAUUGGCAAAACUACUCUUGCUCAAGCUGUUUAUAAUGAUGGUGAAGUUAAAAUGCAUUUUGAACUCAAGGCAUGGGUUUGUGUCUCAGAUGAAUUUGAUGUUUGUAAGGUAACGAAAAUUGUUCUUGGAGCACUGACUAGAGCUGCUUGUGAUGAUGCUGAGGACUUGAAUGUGCUUCUAGAGGAUGUACAAGAAAUAUUGGACAAAAAGAAGUUCUUGAUAGUUUUGGAUGACGUCUGGAAUGAAGAGUAUAAUUUUUGGGAUACAAUAAGGAUGCUUUUCAAAGGCGGGGCACAAGGUAGCAAGAUAAUCGUCACGACUAGAAGUGAAAAAGUUGCAAGAAUCGUGGGAACAACGGGAUUUCACCAUCUUGAUGUGUUAAAGGAAGAAUCUUGUAUUAAGUUAUUUGUCAAGAUUGUAUCUGGCAAUGAAGAAUUUACUACUACAGAUUCAAACUUGGGAAGAAUUGGCAAAGAACUUGUUAAUAAAUGCAAGGGCUUGCCGUUGGCUGUGAAGGCAGUUGCAAGCCUCUUGCGCUCUACAAAUGUUAAAGAAUGGAAAAGAAUAGCAGAGAGUGAUAUUUUGGAUUUACCAGGAGAGAAAAACAUUCUACCGGCUUUGAGAUUAAGUUAUCAUUAUUUGCCACCACACUUAAAACGAUGCUUUGUUUAUUUUUCUUUGUUUCCUAAAGAUUACACAUUUGGAAAGGAGAAGUUGGUUUCGCUAUGGAUGGUGGAUAAUUUACUGGAGCACUCAAGUGGAAAUAGGACUAUGGAAGAAGUGGGAUAUGAGUAUUUUGAUGAGUUAAGAUCUAGAUCAUUUUUUCAACCUGCAAAUGGUACAGGUGAUCGUUUUUUAAUCCAUGAUCUUAUGGUUGAUUUGGCUAAUUUUGUAUCUCAACAAAAAUUUGUUUAUAUGGAGAAAGACAAGAUGUAUGACAUUGGACUGACGAGGCAAAUACAGCACAUUACAUUUCUUCCAGACUAUGAUUUUCAUGAAACAUAUAAAUUAAUUUCUGAAGCUACUCAGUUGCGUACAUUCAUGUCUCUUACUUGUCAUGACAGUACUGAUCUUACUCUCAGUUCUAAUACAUUACAUUAUGAUGUGCUGAAAGACAUUAUGAAGCUGAGGCGCUUAAGAUUUUUAUCUUUGGAAGGUUAUAAAAAUGUCAGUAAAGUAAUUGAGUUGGUAGGUGAAUUAAGACAUCUUCGGUACUUGGAUCUCACUAGAUCUUCAAUCAAAGAGUUGCCCACAUCUGUGUGUUUGUUGUACAAUUUACAGACAUUGAAGUUAUCUUAUUUUUGGCGUCUCACCAAGUUGCCUAAAAAUUUACAUCAUCUCAUUAAUUUGAGACAUCUCUACAUGAGCAAUUGUGGGUUUUGUACCUUGCCACCACUUGGGCAAUUACCUGCACUCUUAACUCUUUCGAUUGAAAGAUGUUAUGGUGUAAAGAUGGUUGGUGUUGAGUUUUAUGGGAUUAUUAGUUCUUCCAAAUCAUUUCCAUUGUUGGAAUCCUUGAAGUUCAUAGGCAUGAUAUUGUGGAAGGAAUGGUCAUUGCCAAAAGCAAAUAUUGAAGCAUUUCCAAAGCUAAUAUCACUUACUAUCCACAAGUGUUGGGAACUGAGGGGAGAUUUGCCUCCACUCUUACCAUCUUUAGCAAAGCUUGAUAUUCGUGAAUGUUGGAGGCUUGCUUCUUCACUCCCACUGAUGCCAACUGUCAGAACAGUAAGUAUCAACCAUUGCCAUGGAGUCAAAUCAUGUAAUAGUCUUCAAACUUUUGAUAAUUUGGAGGACUUACAUCUUAUAUAUUCUUUCCCAAUGCCCCAUUAUUUCGGCAAUAUAGACUUUCUAUUGACCUAUAAUUAUAAAUCCCUCCAAAAUCUUUAUCUUUAUGGCAUUUCUACCUCAUUGAAAUUGCUUCCUCUAGAUAUUUUUCCUGAUAUUAGGAAUCUCAGAGUUCGUGCUUGUAGAAAUCUAGAGUCUUUCUCAGUAUCAAAAAUCCUAAUCUCUCUAUCUACCCUCACCAUCGAAGGAUGUCAUAAUUUCACAUUAUUGCCUGAUAGCAUCCUCCCUUGUUUACGACAACUAGUUAUCAGGGAUUGUCCAAAGUUGGAAUCACUUCCUAGAUCUUGGUUGCUUUUUAGUUUGCGCGAGCUCACCAUUUUAAGCUGCAACAAGGUGAUUGCGUCUCGAAAGAAUUGGAAUUUACAAGCACUGCCUAAUCUGACACGUUUUUGUAUUGGCUAUUAUGAUAGUGAAGAUAUGGAGUCCUUUCUAGAGCCAGGGUCGCUGCCCACUAGCCUUACUUACCUUGAAAUCGAUCAUUUUGAUUGUCUUAAAACGUUAGAUGAGAAGGGGUUUGGAGAACUCAAAUCCUUGAAAGAACUAAAGGUAUAUAUGUGCCCCCAGUUGCAGUCACUUCCAGUAAAAGGACUGCCACCCUUUUUUGAAGGUUUACUGCAACCUUCUUUCGAAAGAUUCGUUAUGUAUGGUUGCCCUUUGCUGAAAGAAAAGUAUUGGUGGAAGGUAAGCAAGUGUAUGCGGGAGAGAGGACUGUAUUGGGAAAUUGUAGAAUAUGACUGGGAGAUUUGUUGCAUCCCUCAGCCUCAAGCAACUAUGUGCAGAAUAGAAAAGCGUAUUGGAAGUAUGAAAACUAUAUUUGGGAGAAUUGUUGCAUCCCUCAGCCUCAACUGAGGCUCCAUCAGUUGACAACUCUUAACUUAGCCAUCCUUUGGUCCCAAAGCCAUAGUGUUUCACAAGGUCCUAAUUCUCCUAUAAAUAUAUGCAUAAAAGAAAUGAUUUCUGAGACUGAAGAGGAUUUCCCUGAAUCCCUACUUGAAACCUUAAUCUCUCAGGGCAAUCAAAUUCCACCAGAUCUGAACCAUUGUAUUUUGUUGACGGCAGAGGAAAAUUUGGACUCAAUUGUCCCAUUUGAACAAAAUCUGGGCUGAACUUUCCAAAACGAUGAAGAUAAUGAAAAAGAUGACAAAAGAGACAGGAUAACAUCUUAUGAUCAAAUUGUUUCUGGAAUAGACUGGAGUUGCAAGGCCAAACAGAAUGGUCACCGCAUCUCGUGAAUGGACAACUGGGAAAUAUCUUCACUUUACUAAUUAAAAAGAAUUACAUAUUUCAUGCAUCUUGGAAUCACUCAGUUAUCUCUGGAAUCUAGAAGGAGCAGUUUGUGUUCAGUGGAGUCCAAGAGAUAUUUAAGAUUUCAAUUAUUUUGAUUCGAUGUGGGUCAGUAAACUUAUCAGGAAAAGACAUGAUUCUUCUGUGGCAAGCAUUGCCUUGGCAUCCCAAUAAUAUACUUCUUGCAAGUGCAACAACAUCUACAGAUGGAAAAUGCAGUGUGUUUUCCACCAUUAUAAAAGGUGUUAAUGCAGAGUAUGUUUCAUGGAUUCAAGAACAGGCCCUUCUUCAGAUUCAAAGUUUAGAGAGGUUCACAGUCUUUGUCUCCUGGUUGAAGCUUUAAAUUUCUUUUGGGCACGAUAUAAGGAGGGCGGGGAAAGUAUUAGCCACUUGUUUUCAGACUCCAUUGGUACAUGCCCUAGUUGGAGAUGUAAACAGUUAUUUGAGAGUCAAACUUUUGGGGGCAACAGAGCUUCAGUCAUGUGGAUAUCAGUCUUUGAGAAUAAGGAAAUUACAACAGAUAGCAUUUUGUACGAAUUUCAUUUUUUAGACCUUUGUAGAUACUAGGAGAGUCUUGUGUAUUAAUUGUUGUUGUUCUUGUACACUGGGAUGGUUCAUUAGGGUUUAGGGUUUAGGUACACUGGGAUUUACAAGGCUCCAUUGGUGUUGCCUAUAAGACAAUCAAUUCUCCAAAAACUUUGUCAAGGUAGAUUUGUAAAUGUCUAAUUUUGAGUUUUUAACUUUGUUUUAUUUUUUUUAA
This is a messenger RNA of Humulus lupulus (European hop), 5348 nucleotides long. RefSeq names its product putative disease resistance RPP13-like protein 1. NCBI's taxonomy places the organism in Eukaryota, Viridiplantae, Streptophyta, Magnoliopsida, Rosales, Cannabaceae. Gene Ontology annotation, molecular function: ADP binding; protein binding. The coding region runs from base 248 to 4153 and encodes 1301 amino acids. Gene Ontology annotation, biological process: signal transduction; defense response to other organism. The transcript is spliced from 8 exons. The record is from RefSeq and is a predicted model, not a curated record.